Carassius carassius (crucian carp) is the source of this 2609-nucleotide messenger RNA. RefSeq names its product tetratricopeptide repeat protein 12-like. The transcript is spliced from 21 exons. Gene Ontology annotation, molecular function: protein binding. Lineage: Eukaryota; Metazoa; Chordata; Actinopteri; Cypriniformes; Cyprinidae. Bases 100 to 2325 code for a protein of 741 amino acids. The record is from RefSeq and is a predicted model, not a curated record.
UGUUGUUAUGGUUACGGAUACGCUUCCGCAAACAAAACUGCCUCGCUUCUCUCCGGUUGAACUUGUCUUUCGGGGGGCUUUGUAAACUAGUUUUUAAGCAUGAAUUUGCAAGAUAACGACGACCUCGAAAGAUUUUUGAGGAAUGUUGACCAAAUGAAUGAGUUGGUAAAAGAGUUCAGUUCCAGCGACGUGUAUCGCAGGGAGAAAGCAAUUGCGAAGGCAGAUCAAUUCAUCUCAUCCCUGGAGCAGAAGGAACCGUGUCAAACCAAAAUCAAUAAAACUGUUAUAAACAAAAGUCCUUCAUCUGAAAAUUGUCCAGCGAACAUCCAGUAUGAAUCGGGUCAAAAUCCAGAGAUUUUCUUGAGGAUAUUAGAAAAAGAUGCAGAGGAGAGAAGACUGAGAAGAAAGAUGAAGGAAGAAAAAGCCAAUGCGUUAAGGGAGCAGGGGAAUGAGGCUUUCACUCAAGGUGACUACGAAACGGCUGUCAGGUUUUAUACUGAAGGCUUGGAGCAGCUGCGUGACAUGCAGGCUCUCUACACAAACAGAGCACAGGCCUUUAUCAAGUUGAAGAGAUAUAAGGAGGCCAUAAGUGACUGUGAGUGGGCUCUGAGGUGCAAUGAGAAGUGUAUUAAAGCGUAUGUGCACAUGGGAAAAUCUCACCUAGCACUCAAGGAUUUCAAACAGGUAAGUAUCGUUCAGGAGAAGUCCUUCUGUCCUUUUAUGUCUAAAGCUGGAUUACAUUUAUAUUUCUCACCUUAUCUGAACUCUCUGACCUGUUACUUUUGCUUCACUUUUCAGUCCAGGAUUUGCUAUCAAAAAAUUUUGGAGAUAGAGCCGCAGCGUGAGACCAUGGUCAAAGCUUAUCUGAGACAAGUGGAUUUGGAAGAGAAUGCAUCUCUCCAGGAAAAGGCAGCUUGGGAAGAGCUACAGGAGGGAACAGAGCAGGCCAGGACAGUACCAGAGCUGCUGAAGAAGCUCAACAGACCCAAUGAGAUCAGUCUUUACUACUGUGGUGGAUUGGAGCUGGUCUCACAGGCUAUUAAAGACUGUACUGGGCAGACAUUUUUCAGAUUAAACAAUGGCUUCAGUAUCAUUAAUGGCAAUAACACCAUAAGAAGCUGUCUCUCACAGAAUUCAAAAGAUCCAUAUGCUGUUGAUUUAUGCUUGGCCAUCGUCAAACUAUGGAAGACAGUUUGCAGUGGAAAUGAGCUUAACCAACAGCUGUUGAUGGAGUGUCCUGGUACUAGAGAACACAUGGUCCAGCUGUUGGCUUCACCGGUACGUGAAAUACAGAGGGAAAGCCUGGAAUUGCUCAGCAUGUACUCACAAACUCAGCACGGACGAAACGUGCUCAUCGACAACCUGAAUUCAAACCAAAUGGCUGAGAACCUGAUGAGCUGUGUUUGCCGCGAUAUGAGCUCUGCAUUGGCGCUUACAGUUCUGGAGAACUUGGCCGCAGAAAACAAAUUUAAGAUUCAGUCAAGGGAGAACUUCACAGCAGUGUUUGCCUUUCCUCUUGAACAUCUGCUGUCAAAUAUCAUGACAGCCGACCACAAGACACUGGCUUCUGUGAUUUCUGUGGUCGGGACCAUGGCUCGAGAUGAUGUCAUCAGUAAAAAGCUGGCAGGACAUAGCGAAUUUUGGAGAUGCUCUCUCCAAACUAUGCAGUGCAUCGGCUGUGAAUGUAAAAGUGUCCUCUACCCCCUCUUGGGCUUGAUGAUCAACUUAGCCUCAAAUCCCUCUCAGGUUGUCCAGGAGCACGCUGUUCUGGCCAGCAGCAGGUGCUUGGACCUGCUGAGCGAUUCCUCUGGAGGCGUCAUCACAAGAGCUGCAGGUUUGCUGAGCGUUCUCCUCCCGAUGUCUCCUGAUGCCACUCAAGAAGUUGUGCAAAACGGAAUAGUGAAGAAGUUGCUGAAGAUUCUGAAGGUAGGAGGAGAGAUGAGCUCCAGAUACUCCAUUAAAGCCCUGACAUUCUGUACUGCCUCAAUCCCACAGGCCUGUGAAGAGCUGGUAAAGCUUGACAAACGGCUGCACACUUUGAGAAAACUCCUGGGCAGUAUUGACGAGUUGGUGGUAGGGAACGCAGCGUUGUGUAUGGGCCAUUGCUUAGAAGUGGAUGGAGCUGCCGUUAGCCUCCUAGGCACAGACUGCGUGCAGUUGCUGCUACACCACGCCGCCAGAGAUGCCAAGAGAGCAGCCAUUCAGCAGAAUGCAGCCAUUACUCUUGGGAAGCUGUGCAAAAUAGAGCCCAGGCACAUGGAGAAACUCAGGGAGCUCCAUGGUUUAGAAAUCCUUCACUCCUGUUCUGGCGCAAAUCUCAGAUGAUAUCUGCGGCACUGGCAACUACACAACAGAGAUGAGUCUGAACUUGGAGAGAGACAUCAUGCCUGGAGAUCUCAUCCCUGCCCUCGGAAAUCUACGAGUAGUCAUCAGUCUGAAAACAAAUAACAGCCAGGUGAACCUAGAGAUAAAAUCCUGCUGCCUCUCUCCCAACGCCAGACUUGAUGAAUUUAACACCACCUGCUGCAUUUUUUGCAGGUAAUGCCUCUCAAGUUAUUUUAGAUUAACUGAAAUCACAUGGUGUCCUUGAACCAGGCCACAUUUCACAU